Messenger RNA from Melampsora larici-populina 98AG31, 429 nucleotides. RefSeq lists its product as uncharacterized. The transcript has 2 exons. NCBI's taxonomy places the organism in Eukaryota, Fungi, Basidiomycota, Pucciniomycetes, Pucciniales, Melampsoraceae. The record is from RefSeq and is a predicted model, not a curated record. Bases 1 to 429 code for a protein of 142 amino acids.
AUGCAUUUGAGAGUCAGCUUGUUACUUGUAUUCACUUGCUUCUUCAUCCAAACCAGUCCAGCAUCUCGGCUUCCGAAUCGAAAUUUACUCACCACUACUAGUACAGUACCUGGAGAAGAAACCAUCACAUGUAAUCAUCAAUCACCUCUGAUAAUGAAACGAGAAAGGAUCAUAGAAUUUAUUCAAUCGUUUUGUCUAGAAAUCAUGGGUGAAGAAUUCGGAGGAACUCAAGCUCAUCUGGGGAUGAAAGAAAUCUAUACGAUCAUCCCAAACCCCAUCAAUCCAAAAGAAGCCACUCAUCUGAUCUUAGAAACCAAUUGUGGAAGAUAUUUAACUAGACCAACAGAUGAAUGUAAUAUUGGUGAAGAAGAUAAACAAGGAGGAAUGGUCACUGAUGGAUGUUCGAUUUGGACAGCUAAGCCAAUUUGA